Molecule: messenger RNA, 1971 nt
Organism: Salvia splendens (bonfire salvia)
Lineage: Eukaryota; Viridiplantae; Streptophyta; Magnoliopsida; Lamiales; Lamiaceae
Product: L-type lectin-domain containing receptor kinase IX.1
Exons: 4
Coding region: 1-1971 (656 amino acids)
Biological process (GO): protein phosphorylation
Molecular function (GO): protein kinase activity; ATP binding; carbohydrate binding
Source: RefSeq, a predicted model, not a curated record
AUGUCUAAAUCGCUUUGCAUCUUCCUCUUCCUGACCUUGUUCGCAAAUGCAACAUUCUCAUUAUCCUUCGACAUGUCUCCCAUCACAAAAUCGGAUGGCGGCCACCUCAACCUCACCGGGGACACCUACAUUACCGAGGAAGGCAUCCAAGUCACAACUAACGAGCGCGACCAAGCCCGGGGUGGUCGAGUUGGCCGCGCCACGUACUCCGAGCUCCUGCAUUUGUGGGACAAAGCCUCGCAACAAAUGGCCGAUUUCUCCACCCACUUCUCCUUUGUCAUAGAUUCUUCUGGCAGCUACAACUUUGGCGACGACCUUGCCUUCUUUCUGGCUCCCUAUGGCUCCACCAUCAAGCCAUGGGAAAGCGGUAGCGGCCUCAGCCUCGGCCUCGACAACGCCACUUCUCUCUCGGUGUUGGACACCUUCGUCGCGGUGCAGUUCGACACGUACCCCAAUCCUGUCAUCGACCUGCCUUAUGACGGCCGUUUCUUCAUCCCGCACGUGGGAAUCGAUAUCGGUACUGAUACAAAGACAUGGUACAACAAUAUAUCUGCAGGCUGGCAAAAUGAUGCUUGGAUUCAUUACAAUUCCAGCACCAACUUAUUAAAGGUCAUUUUCACAGGCAACAAUAGCGGAAUAUUCCGACGGGACGACCUCCUCUACGUGGUCGAUCUCCGAAAUCACUUGUCGGAAUACGUCACCGUCGGAUUCACAGCUGCCACCGGAGCCUCCUUCAAGCAAAACAACGUCAAAUCUUGGAAUUUCUCUUCGACUGUUCUGGCUUCAGAUAAACUAAAACAAGAAAAAAAAGGAUCUGAGGAGGAGCAUCACAUGUACAAGGGGCUAGACUUGGAGGAGCAGCAAUUGGAUAACGAGUUCAAAAUUUGCAAUGGCCCGAAAAAAUUCUCCUACAGAGAAUUGGUUGAUGCAACGAAUGAUUUUGCAAAAGAACUCUUUGCAGCGGAGAAUAAGCUAGGCGAAGGUGGUUUUGGUAGCGUAUACAAAGGCUUCUUGCCAGCAAUGAAUAUUUGGAUUGCGGUGAAAAAGGUGUCUGAGGGCUCGAAGCAAGGCCGGAAAGAGUACGAAUCGGAAGUGAAGAUCAUCAGCCAGAUGAGGCACAAGAACCUUGUGGAACUCAUGGGGUGGUGCCAUAGAAGCGCGGAGCUUCUACUAGUCAACGAGUUCAUGCCCAACGGGAGCUUGGACUAUCAUUUGUUCAAAAACGAAUCAUCCGUCCUUACAUUCGAAAAGAGGUACAGAAUUGCAGAAGGGGUAGCUUCUGCAAUUUUGUACCUCCAUGAAGUCCAGUCAAGGAAAUACGUGGUCCACAGGGAUGUCAAAGUGAGCAACGUGAUGCUCGAUCACAACUUCAACGCGAAGCUCGGGGACUUUGGAUUAGCCCGCCUCGUUGAUCAUGAUAAAGACCUCCAUUCCACCGUUCCUGCAGGGACCAUCGGGUACAUUGCGCCCGAGUACUCGGCCACGGGCAAGGCGAGCAAGGAAACAGACAUCUUCAGCUUCGGGAUCGUGUUGCUCGAAACAGCCUGUGGGAGGAAGCCGGUGGAUCACAGGCUCCCCGGAGAAAAAGUGUUGUUGAUGGAGUGGGUGUGGGGCCUGUACGAGUCCGGGAAGGUGCUCGAUGCAGCGGAUCCGAGGCUUUGCUUUUCGAGACUUGAGGUGCAGAAGAUAGAGCGGUUGAUGGUGGUGGGGUUGUGGUGUGUGCAUCCGCGGAGCGGGAGGAGGCCGACGAUAAGGCAGGUGGUGCGGGCGCUUACGUCCGAGGAUCCGCUGCCGAGCCUGCCUCUAGCAAUGCCGAAGGCUGUUUAUGAUGAUAACGCUGCUUCGGCAUCGGCAUCGGCAUUGCCAUCUCAAGUAGCUACCACGAAUUCGAGUAGUCAUGUGGUUAUCAGAGGUUCUUCGAGUUUAACCAUAUCUUCUGGAGGUUUUGCCUCCGAUUUGUUGCCCAGUUAG